Molecule: messenger RNA, 654 nt
Organism: Cyphellophora europaea CBS 101466
Lineage: Eukaryota; Fungi; Ascomycota; Eurotiomycetes; Chaetothyriales; Cyphellophoraceae
Exons: 1
Coding region: 1-654 (217 amino acids)
Biological process (GO): tubulin complex assembly; microtubule-based process; protein folding
Cellular component (GO): prefoldin complex; cytoplasm
Molecular function (GO): tubulin binding
Source: RefSeq, a predicted model, not a curated record
AUGGCGACCAAGAUGGAGGCAUCCACGACAAAUCCACGAGGCAUUCCAACUUUCCCUUUCAUGACCAAUGUGAGCGACUACGUUAAGAGCAUUGAAGAGGUCGAACCCACGCUUCAACGGUUCCAAGAGAUGGUAUCCAAGUACACAUUUAUGCAGCAGAACGUUGAUAGACGAGCCGCUGGUCUCAGGGAAAAACUGCCUGAAAUGAAGGACACUCUCGAUACUGUCAGAUUUCUGAAGAAGAAGCGGACUAUCGCUCUUGAUUCGAAAGAGAAUGGCGAUUCAGACGAGCUCGACGACGAACUAGGAGACAGCAAGCCCGAUCCGCAGGGAAUAGAGGCGACCUUCAAUCUACAGGAUACGCUGUAUGCGAAAGCCACGAUACGUCCAGCCGAGGUGGAUGAGGUCUACCUAUGGCUGGGAGCCAAUGUUAUGGUUGCUUAUCCACUUGAUGAAGCCGAUGAGAUGCUGCAAGGAAAGCUUGACAAGGCUCGUGACAGCCUCAAAGCUGCGGAGGAGGAUUUGGAGUUUCUGAGAGUGCAAAUCACUACACUUGAAGUCGCCAUUGCUCGUGUCCACAACUGGGAUGUUGGCGAGAAGCGAAGACUGCGGGCCGAGGGCAAGCUCAAGGACGACGGAAAAGGGAAAGACUGA